Lathyrus sativus (Indian pea) is the source of this 327-nucleotide messenger RNA. The record is from the annotation of a GenBank genome assembly. Lineage: Eukaryota; Viridiplantae; Streptophyta; Magnoliopsida; Fabales; Fabaceae.
AUGCCUUGUUCACAUGUCAUUGCCGCAUGUUCCAGUGCUCGUCACGAUCCAUUCUUGCAACUAUCAGAAGUUUACAAGGUCGUGAACUUAUUCGGUAUCUACAGUAACAGUUUUCCAGUGGUAGCUAGUGAGGACUAUUGGCCAACCUAUCAUGGAGAGACAAUCUACCACAACGAAAAUAUGAGACGAAACAAAAAGAGCCGCCCCAAAAGCACGCGAAUUACAACUGAAAUGGAUACAACUGAGAAAAUGGAAAGAUGCAGAAUAUGUCGUCUUCCCGGGCAUACGAGGAAUAAUUGUCCAAAUGUUGGAACAAGUUCUAGAUAG